UGGGUGCGAUCGCACUGAUCAGCUGAACGCGAUCAGCCAUAAGCGCGGGCGAUCUCGUGAUCCGAUCGGGCGAGGGAGAGAGAGAGGGAGGGGAAAGAGCGAGAAGUCAGCCGAGGGCCGUCGAUGAUCCCGAGAGAAAUGACGGGAUCUCCCGUGUACGCGUGCACGCCGUGCUAGGCAUGAGAACUGGGCCACUCGGCCGCCCGAGAGUGGUUUGUUGUCGUUCCACGCGCCUUGUGAGUGCACCGCAUCGGCCCGUCGUCCUCCCGUGGCCGCGCGCGGAGGACGAGGAGGGACGCGGGAGCUCCUCCACGAGGUGCGCCUGCCUCCUCGCCGAGGAGACGCGUCCCCUGAUCCGCGGAAAAAUAUCCCCCCCCCCCCGCAGACAGGUUAUGUGAGGGCCGAGACGUGCGUCAACGAGUUAUGGUGCGCCCCCGGCCCCUCGUGAGCGUCCCGGCGGCCUAACGGAUGGAGCGGAACGGCGCCAGGGAGAUGGAGGAGCGCCGGUGCAUCCGGGACACCGGCAGGGCCCUGAAGAAGUACGGCAGCACGGCCAAGCACGUGACGCGCACCGACAGCCUGGUGAAGCACACGGUGUGCCCCGCGGACACCCUCCAGGGGAUAGCGCUUAAAUACGGAGUCACGACGGAGCAGAUAAGAAGGAUCAAUAGAUUGUGGGCGUCAGAUAGUUUAUUUCUACGGGAGCACCUGCUUAUCCCCGUCAGCGCGGACAGUCCCGCCUCGGGGUGUAACGACGAGUCGGUGGCAUCCGAGGAGCACGAUGUCCCUCCAAAUAUGUCUAGUCCUUCUUCGAUAUCGUCGUCGAUUGGCGACGAGAGCUCGGUUAACGAUUUCUUGGCUAAGAUGGAUAGCUCGAUAGCCAGCGCCAAGAGAGAGGUGAAACGCGCUCAAGGGAACAGUGAAUUCUGCACCGACGGCAAUGACGUUUACGUACAACGACGACGCGGGUCGGCCAAACUGCGAAACUCAUUUCCAACCACAUCGAAUACCUACUCGACGUCCUCCUCUGACUCCGUCAGACCCGUGUCCUCUAGUGAUAUGCAUAACUUUCCGACCGCUGUGGUUAUGACCCAAGGAAGAAGAGUAAAGACUUCCUUGCAAAGACUUGAGCAGCAGCAAGACGAGAUGUUCCAGUUAUAGCGUCUAAGUUUCAUUGGGCUGUAACAUUCUGUGUCUUGCGUGACUGUUAUUAAAAAGCUUGUAGGAGAGGAUGUACUGUAUAUCAAUGCUAAUAGGAGGUCGCUUCUCCCGUUUGACGUUGGUUGAUCCAGUUUAUUGUAGUUUGAUUUAAUUCAACUCCGCAGCGCUCUCUCUUUUUUUUCACGUCGUAAGACCGUUCGUAUCUUGUAGUAAUAUUCUUGUAUGAUAAUUGUCGUAUCCCGGUUUUACGAUCUCUUUUCAUCGUAAUGAUAUCGCGAGGAAUGGAUCGACUAACUUUUAUACGUAGCGCUGAACCAUUUUACAUAACGUUGUUUAGUGGACCAUAUGUGCCUUGAAUGUGAAACUGCGUUAUGUAAGAGUUCUCUCCGUAUUAAUCACGUAAAAAAAAAUUAAUGUAUGUUCCUUUCUUCCGAGUACUUUUAUGUUUCUUUUAGUUUAAGACACUGUGAUGAAUCGUCUAAAAAUUUGGCAAAGAGAAACCAAAAAGAGCUGUAAGAAAAGUAGUUGUUAUGUAGUGAAAAUAGAUAGUGCACAGCUAUAAAUAGGAACAAAAUGUAGAAUCUACUUGUCUGAAACGCGACUUCUUGAACAAAUUGUUACAUUUGUUAUAAUGAAAAUAUAUUUUAUUUUCUCUCUUACCAAACCUUAUUAUAAAAGUUCUUUUCACAAGUGACAGAAGGUAUAUCAUGUAUACAAUAUUUUUCUAAUAUUAAAUAUAUAUAUAUAUAAAUGUUAUCAUUGUUUACGAGGAUCCUGGUGAAAAUUGUCGCGUGUGUAAAUUAAGAAGGGGAGCUGGAUGCGCCUGACAUUAUUAAAACAUUAUGGAUUAGUUCGUUCAAUAUCAAUUCUUAGCUGGACUAAGCUCCCUACGACUAAUAUUGAAUCCAUUGAAGUAAUAUUACUAGAGUGCAUGUGUAAUUAAUUUGAAUGUACCAUAGUCAUUGUCAGUCAAAACAUCUUUCAUAAAAUAUAACACAAGGUCACAAGGAUUCAGAAAUUAAAUUCAGAAUUCACUUUAAAAGGUGACGAACAAUAUCGCUUAAUGUCGCAAAGCGAUUGAAAUUAGAAACUAGCGAUUUGAUUUAUAAUGUGAACCCUUCUACCUAAAUAUGAAGUUGGACAUUGAUAUACAUUGUACAUCAUAUCCGUAUAAUGCAUCCGAGUUUUGUACAUAAUCUAAAGAAAUCCUGUAUUUUACACUUCUUGUACAUACAGUAAACAGAGGCACUGGUUAACAAUGUUAUCUGUAAUUAAUAUCAUGCGGUACCAUUUCACUGUAAAAACAAAGAAGAGUAUAAGAUUGUUAUAUAAAUUAAGAGAUCUCUGAUACAUCCUCGCCACGUCUAUAUAUCUUUAUAUAGACACAUUAUACAUAUAAGUUGGAAAAGAUGUAAUAAAAUAAUGUAAAUAUGAAUUAAAUAAAAAAGAUCUAAAAGAUAACAAAAGUCGGACUGGUGUAUCUUUAUUUGCUACGUAACAAAUGUAAUAGAAAAAAAACUAUUUCACAUAUUAUCUAAAAUAACGAAAUUGUUCAUAGAAAUAUAUUUCCUACAAUUUUACCAACCCAAAUAGCAUACAUGUCUAAAAGAUAUUUUUAAGACGUCAUUAGGUUGUCUUUUAGACAUGUACGUCUAAAAUGUCUUAAAGAUAUCUUUGUAGCGUCUUUUAGACAUAAGCGGUGUCUGGGAAAACUAUUUACUCUUACGGAGGUAGUUCUCACAAGUACCCAUACAGCACUGAGCACAGAUGGUUGCAGUUACAUUGCAGAAACGUUGCAAUCUUGCAGAGACAUUGCAGAGAUAUGAAA
This is a messenger RNA of Vollenhovia emeryi, 2989 nucleotides long. It is a transcript of the gene red, whose product is annotated as lysM and putative peptidoglycan-binding domain-containing protein 2. The record is from RefSeq and is a predicted model, not a curated record. The transcript has 4 exons. The coding region runs from base 469 to 1161 and encodes 230 amino acids. NCBI's taxonomy places the organism in Eukaryota, Metazoa, Arthropoda, Insecta, Hymenoptera, Formicidae.